AUGGCUACCUCACUCAUCAAGGAACAAAAUGAUCAGGUGGUGCUUUUCGAGGAUAAGAAAGGGGUGAGAAAGGUCAUUUUAAACAGACCAAAGCAACUAAACUGCCUUACUUAUGAAAUGUUCUGCCAGAUGCUGAAGAAACUCGGAGACUAUGAGGAAGAUCCAAAUACAAGACUCGUGAUUCUCAAGGGAAAUGGAAGAGCAUUUUGCGCAGGUGGCGAUGUUAAAUCUGUACUAAGUUUCAUGACAACUGGGCAUUGGAGCUUUGGUGCUAGCUUCUAUAGGAAGCAACUUAACUUAGACUACAAAAUUGGGACGUAUAAGAAACCAGUGGUGUCCAUCAUAGACGGAAUUGUAAUGGGAGGAGGAGCUGGUCUAUCCUUGAAUUCGACCUUUCGGAUUGUCACCGAAAAUACUGUAUUUGCCAUGCCAGAGGCUGCCAUUGGGCUCUUUCCAGAUUGUAGCGCAUCUCAUUUCUUGUCUAGGCUUCCAGGGUUUCUUGGAGAAUACUUAGGUUUGACGGGCAGUAGAUUGGAUGGGGCGGAGAUGGUUAAAUGCGGCCUAGCAACUCAUUUUGUUCUUUCAAAGGAUCUUGCUUCAAUGGAGAAUGCUCUUGAUUCGUUGGCAGCAUCUGGGUCGGUGGAUUUGUCAUCCAUUUCCAAGACUAUCCAUAAAUUUGUUCACGGACCACAUCUUAAGAAAGACAGUGUAUACAAGAGGUUGGAUGCCAUCAAUGAAUGCUUCUCCAAGGAUACUGCCGAAGAAAUGUUGUCAUCGUUGGAGGAAUUAGCUGCUAAAAAUGAAGAAAAAUGGAUCGUCCAUGCAAUUAAAUCCAUGACAUCAGUUUCUCCAACAAGUCUCAAAAUUUUCCUAAGGCUGAUCCGAGAAGGACGUAUGCUGAACCUAAAAGAGUGUCUUGUUCGUGAAUUCAGGGCUUCCUGUCAUAUUUUGCGAAGAACAGUCAACAACGAUUUCUACGAGGGUGGAAGAGCUCUCCUAGUUGAGAAAGGCAGACAACCCCAGUGGAUGCCUUCUAAACUAGACCUAGUCAGCGAUGAAAUGGUGGGAAAAUAUUUCUGCGAGGUUGAUAACGAUGAUGAUUGGGAGCCUUUACAUCUACCUCCAAGACCUGCUCCGGCAUACUUUGCACCGUCUAGACUCUGA
Messenger RNA from Coffea eugenioides, 1164 nucleotides. Its product is annotated as probable 3-hydroxyisobutyryl-CoA hydrolase 3. Lineage: Eukaryota; Viridiplantae; Streptophyta; Magnoliopsida; Gentianales; Rubiaceae. The transcript has 14 exons. Bases 1 to 1164 code for a protein of 387 amino acids. Gene Ontology annotation, biological process: L-valine catabolic process. Gene Ontology annotation, molecular function: 3-hydroxyisobutyryl-CoA hydrolase activity. The record is from RefSeq and is a predicted model, not a curated record.